GUAAAGACCUGCAUUGCUUAACAGGUUACAUUAAAAUUAGAAUGGAUAGAAAUGCUUUAUAACAACACUUAGGAGAUUUUCCGGUAACUGACAGCUCAAGAGAGUCUUAAAGAAAUAAAGCAGGGUUACAGAAAUGGCAAGUGUUGGCUGAUAAGCUGCAAUUUUGACGAGUGAUGAUCCAAGACCCAGGUAUAAUGAUGGAAUCCAAUCUAUCUAUGCUCUCAUCCUUGAAAGAGGACUUCAGCUCUGAGGAUUACAUCCUGCCACAUUAUAAGGAAGCUUAUAGGUUAGCCAUUGACUGUUUGGUCAAUGGUGGCAAACGCGACUAUCAGGAAUUCAUCCAAGCUGAGAAAAUCCUGAACUUCCUUUCUGAGGAUGAGAUUGACUUUAUAACACAAAGCACAGAACAGCUACCUGUCAGUGAACACAUAGAUGAUGUUGACUUUGCCAGGGAUGAUGACGCCUCCACAGGGACAUAUUGGCCCACAAAUUCAGAUACUCCUGCUCCAGACUUGGAUCUUGGUUGGCCAGAGGUCAUGCACAACAGAAUCCAGACCAACAUAGAGCUGCUUUAUCAUCCACCAAGGUUAAAUAGCCCCAACAUCAAGGAGGUAUUGAGGAAAAAUAUCCAACAAGCUAGACAGGUCAUUGCAAUUGCCAUGGAUGUGUUUACUGAUAUCGACAUUUUUAAAGAGGUAGUUGACGCCUCUAUCCGAGGGAUUCCUGUGUAUAUCCUUCUGGAUGACUUUCAUUUCAAAAGCUUUCUCGCUAUGGCUACAAACCUUGACAUCCAAAUUCAAAAACUCAGAAACAUGAGAGUGCGCACAGUGCAAGGUCAUGAGUAUGUUUGCAAAUCAGGAGCCAAGUUCCACGGAGGCAUGGGACAAAAAUUUGUCCUAGUUGACUGCCAAACAGUGUUUUUUGGAUCAUACAGUCUCAUGUGGUCCUGUGAAAAGAUCCAUCUGAAUAUGGUUCAAGUCAUAACAGGUGGGUUAGUGGAGUCUUACGAUGAAGAGUUCCGGACUCUUUAUGCCCGCUCCAAUAUCCCAGUUGAGUUCCAGUCCCAGGACAUCUUGCAAGACAGAAGGAUAAAUGGCAAAACUGAGAAUUACUUUGGUCAUCCCAUUAGAAACUUUGAAAGGAAGGAUCAUUUGAGGCAUACACUUGACUCUGUGUAUCGACAAACCUGUGAAAGACAAGCAGGCUUUAGGAGCACAGUGGAAGAUCUUCCUAUACCUCACCAUAGCAGAUUUCUUCAAGAUGCACUGGAGUUCAACAAGCGGCACAGUUAUGCAGGGGAGCGACGGGAGCCUUCGCACAUUAUUCAGCACCCUAGAUACGGCACCAGUAACUGGAAUGUCACAGAAGACGUUAGGCUUCAUGGGGGGAACUACCCUGCUGUUAUGGAGAACCCCUUUGAAAGCUCCAGAUUAAACCUAAUAAACAGGAGUAAUAACUUGCGCCAGUCCUACCAUGGUCAUGAUAAGCAGGUUCUCUCAAUGCAGCAAAACUUGCCAAGUUUGGCAAAUACCUCCAAAUCUUUUUUGCGCACAUGGAGGAUCGAAUCCUACCUCAAUAACUAUGAUGCCCCCAUUGGAGAAUCAUAUGAUUAUCUUGACCAAUACGAGAUGGAGAACAAACCUGUUCCUACAAUGCCUUCACGUCUAAGGUCAUCAUUGGUGUUCAGGUCGAUCAUCCCAGAGGAUUCAGAACCCAACAGUUACACUAAUGAUUCCUUAUCCUCUAAAUACCGCGAGGAUCAAUGUGGAAUACAGCCUGUUGCACAUUACUAUCCUUCAACACAAUGGAACCAAACAGAAUUAAUGGACAAUCGAAUCCAACCUGAUGACUUUAUGUUAAAGAGACGAAGUAUACAGGUCCCAGAACGCUCAGGAACCAGCUUAGGUUUUGGCUCAGGGAGAGAUUUAAUAUAUGCCAGCCUUGGCAGAGCUAAAAGUCGAUUUCAGGUAAAGGAACCUGAGCUCCCAAAAGACAACUUAUACAAAAGGCACAGUGUAGCAGACCCCAGACAUAAUACAUAUAAUAGUACCAACAAAGAGAAUCCCAGCCUCAUGUAUGAACAUCUAUAUAGAAAUCACACAGAAAAGGGUUCAGUGGUUGAGAAUUCAAAAAAUGGAGGGUAUCCCCAAAACCUUAAAGAAGACCAGAGAUCCAUCUCACAGUAUGACUUCCAAAAAGCUGAAAGCAAUGAUGUGCAGCGUACUAUUUGGCAAGAACCUCCCCUGAGAACCGUGUCAACAACAGUUCUAGAAGUGGAAGACAUUAACCAGAAUAAAUCCAAUGCAUCAUCGCCACAUUUCUUUAAAAAGAGCACCAAAAAAAUUAAAUCGCUUUUAAACAUUCCAGAGAAGCGGGACGGCUCACCAAAGAGAAAGCACAUGUCAAGCCUUAAAAUGGAUGGCAGCUGUGACACCAUUACUUCUGAAGACAAUGAAUACAAAACACAGUAUAAUGAGAGACAACACAACUCCACUACCACUUCUAUGAAAUCCACUGACAGCAAUAUGUCAAAAAGGGCAAAUGGAAGGAUCUCUGGAAAGGAGUUUGGCUUGACUGGAGAAUCAUCUGCUCCUCGUUUUAGUACAGAGAAGCUUCAUAGUGAUGGGUCUGUGAGAGCACAAGACCGGCUGCAUUCCAGCAGUCAGGACAAUAGAAAAAAUUUGUUACAGAGCUCCACCAGUCAGUGGCAGCGAGACCAAGUUGGAGCAAACCGGGCAUACAGUCGUUUUGAGCCACUUUGUUCCUUUGAGGCUAAACAAACCUCUGUAGUACAGGUAACCAAUGCAUCCAUAAAUAAAGCGGAGAGACACAGAAGCUCUUUCCAUACAAGAGGAAACUUAAGUGCUGAUCAGAGUAACCAUUUAGGUCAACAUAAUACCAAUCAUGAAAAUAAAUUUGGACGUUUAAUACAGAGGUUUGGAAAUUUUAUAAACAAAAAAUAAAUAACAGGUUACAUACCAGAGAAUAUAUAAAUAAGGGAAGAGCUGCUUUCUUAUGCCUUUUAAUUGGUUUUUUUUUUUUUUUAACAAAGUACUUUUUUAUCUUUUGCCCUUGAGCGAAGAAAGAACCCUUUUUGAUCAACCAGCUGCAUUAUUGCUAGGGAAAUUAUGCUAUUCCAAUAAGUGCUCUGCAGGAAAAAAUAUCUUAAUGAUUUUAUAAAUGUCACCUUGGUAUCAUUUAAAAAUAAGUGCAAUAUUUAUAUUGUAUUAUUUGUUUUGUAGCCAUGAAAUUAUAACAUGCAUCAUAUGCACCUUUUCCUGCAUAUGGUCCUGUGCUGCCAGGUUGUUUUAGGCCAUUACUUAUUUUUAGGCACAUCACACAAAAGUAUCCAAAAACAAAGUAUUAACAUUUCUGUGUAUCUCAUGACAAUCGGUUUGGAAUAUAACCAAACACACAAAACUACCCCUCAAUGAAAUCAAACACCAUUUUUCAACUUAAUCAGUUUAUAUUAAACAUGUACAUGUACAGGUUCUCCUUCACUUAGGAAACAGCAGAAAAUGAUAUAGGACAUUUUUGGAUUUGUUACAAGAAUUGUUUACAUUUAUAAUUGCAUUCUUUUUUUAUCCUGUGUGCAAAAUGUUACAGUACUUAUUAAAAAAUAUUUGGGAGGGGGGAUGGUGGAUUUUAGUCAUGGAUAUAUGUCAAGCGCUUUACAC
Molecule: messenger RNA, 3677 nt
Organism: Clarias gariepinus (North African catfish)
Lineage: Eukaryota; Metazoa; Chordata; Actinopteri; Siluriformes; Clariidae
Gene: sack1b
Product: family with sequence similarity 83 member B
Exons: 5
Coding region: 174-2963 (929 amino acids)
Biological process (GO): epidermal growth factor receptor signaling pathway
Cellular component (GO): membrane; cytoplasm
Source: RefSeq, a predicted model, not a curated record